AGCAGGAGGCCGCCCGGGCCGCAACCGCGGUGGCGGUGCCGGUGGUGGAGGGCAGCGCGGCCGAAGCCGCCGCCGCAGCGGAGGCUGCGGGGUCCCCCUUGGGGGAGGGGGAUGCGGAUGCGGAUGCGGAUGCGAAUGAGAGGGUGGCGGUCGCGGUGGCGUCUGCGGCGGCCACCGCGGAUGCAGAUGCGGAUGCUGAGACCCCCGGGGGCUGUGAGGGGAACCCAGAUUUUCCGAUGGCCUCCCUGUACGUGGGCGACCUGCACCCUGAGGUGACCGAGGCAAUGCUGUACGAGAAAUUCAGUCCAGCUGGGCCCAUCCUCUCCAUCCGCAUCUGCAGGGACAAGAUCACCCGCCGCUCAUUGGGCUACGCAUAUGUCAACUACCAGCAACCGGUGGACGCCAAGCGGGCCCUGGAGACCCUGAACUUUGAUGUCAUAAAGGGCAGGCCAGUGCGCAUCAUGUGGUCCCAGAGGGACCCGUCGCUCCGCAAGAGCGGGGUGGGCAACGUCUUCAUCAAGAACCUGGGCAAGACCAUCGACAACAAGGCGCUGUACAACAUCUUCUCGGCGUUCGGCAACAUCCUUUCCUGCAAAGUGGCCUGUGACGAAAAGGGGCCCAAGGGCUACGGGUUCGUGCACUUCCAAAAGCAGGAAUCCGCGGAGCGGGCCAUCGACGUGAUGAAUGGCAUGUUCCUGAACUACCGCAAAAUUUUCGUCGGGAGAUUCAAGUCGCAUAAAGAACGAGAGGCCGAAAGGGGAGCCUGGGCCAGGCAGUCCACUAGUGCUGACGUCAAGGAUUUCGAGGAAGACACCGAUGAGGAGGCCACCUUGCGAUGAAGACAUCCCAGGAGCUAGCCAGCCAGCAGAGCCAAACCUUGG
Molecule: messenger RNA, 881 nt
Organism: Piliocolobus tephrosceles (Ugandan red Colobus)
Lineage: Eukaryota; Metazoa; Chordata; Mammalia; Primates; Cercopithecidae
Product: polyadenylate-binding protein 1-like 2
Exons: 1
Coding region: 237-839 (200 amino acids)
Molecular function (GO): RNA binding
Source: RefSeq, a predicted model, not a curated record